This is a messenger RNA of Gongylonema pulchrum, 816 nucleotides long. NCBI's taxonomy places the organism in Eukaryota, Metazoa, Nematoda, Chromadorea, Rhabditida, Gongylonematidae. The record is from the annotation of a GenBank genome assembly.
AUGGAGCAAACUCACGAGGAAUGCCGUUUGGUUGGACUUUCGGCAACCCUACCCAAUUAUCAUGAUGUUGGAACAUUUUUGCGUGUCAAGCCAUCAAAUCUGUUCUUCUUUGAUAACAGCUUUCGGCCAGUACCCCUGGAACAACAGUACAUUGGUAUUACGGAGAAAAAAGCACUGAAGAGAUACCAGGCAAUGAAUGAUGUGGUCUACGACAAAGUGAUGGAACAUGCGGGAAAAAGUCAGGUUUUGAUUUUUGUGCACUCGCGGAAGGAAACAGCCAAAACUGCAAAGGCCAUCCGCGAUGCAUGCCUUGAAAAAGAUACGCUAAGCGCAUUCCUGCGUGAGGGAAGUGCAAGUACCGAAAUAUUGCGCAGCGAAGCUUCGCAGGUGGCGAAUGUUGACCUUCGGGAUUUAAUCCCGUAUGGUUUUGCGAUCCACCAUGCCGGUAUGACCCGUGUUGAUCGUACUCUUGUUGAAGAUUUGUUCGCCGAUCGCCAUUUACAGAUGCUUGGUCGAGCUGGACGACCUCAGUAUGACUCGAAAGGCAAAGGUGUCAUGAUAACGCAUCACUCAGAAUUGCAGUACUAUUUGUCGCUCAUGAACCAGCAGGCUAGUUCAUUGCCGAUUGAAAGUCAGAUGAUUUCGAAAUUGGCGGAUACACUGAAUGCAGAAGUAGUCCUUGGGACGAUUAACAAUGUAAGUGAUGCGAUGAAUUGGCUCGGAUAUACCUAUUUGUAUAUUCGCAUGGUCAAAUCGCCAACGCUUUACGGCAUCACACAAGAACAAGCGGUACGUGCUUUAUUAUUUUGUACUUAA